This is a messenger RNA of Pelobates cultripes (western spadefoot toad), 621 nucleotides long. Lineage: Eukaryota; Metazoa; Chordata; Amphibia; Anura; Pelobatidae. The record is from the annotation of a GenBank genome assembly.
AUGCCUGGGGAUAAAGAUGUACCCUCUGGGUCUCUUAUCAAUAAUUUGGGGUCUGUUAAAACUACCCCAGGGGUACCUGAAAUUGGUGCAACUAACCUCGCUGAUUUUGAAUCUACUGCUGAUAUGCAGCUUAUGUUUGACAACACCAUGUCCCAUGUGGUGACUAAGGCCCUCACAUCAGCAAUGGGACUGAUGUCUGAAUCUCUGUCACAGACUAUUACUCACGCUAUACUUGGGGCACAAAAGUCGACCCAACCGGUCGCUUCCCAGGCUUUGCCUGCAGUAACCCCUUCCCAACCUCACGUUGGCCGCAAGGCCACUGCAAAAACUAAACACUCUUCAAUCUCACAGAUGGACAGCUACACACCUGUCACAGAUGGCGCGCCUAAUAUACCACCGCGCAAAAGAGCCACUAGCCGGGCAAAAUCGGCUAGGUUAUGGAAGCGGGCAAAAGCCCAACUAGAAUCUGAGUCUGAUCUCAGCGAGAUUGAAGAGGUCACUGAUAUGGAUUCGGAGGAUCCAUCAGAUCCCCAAUCAGAGGGUAUGGUCGACGACCAUGACCCGAGUACACAGAUUGCACCUCCAUCUGAGUCGUAUGACAUGGAGCUUAAAGUGCCAUAA